This is a messenger RNA of Exserohilum turcica Et28A, 867 nucleotides long. RefSeq lists its product as uncharacterized. Lineage: Eukaryota; Fungi; Ascomycota; Dothideomycetes; Pleosporales; Pleosporaceae. The transcript is spliced from 2 exons. Bases 1 to 867 code for a protein of 288 amino acids. Gene Ontology annotation, molecular function: oxidoreductase activity. The record is from RefSeq and is a predicted model, not a curated record.
AUGGCGGGUCUGAGCAUCAACUCCCAAUACUCGAUGCCAUCGGGCUACAUGAUUCCUGUGCUCGGCUACGGCGUGUAUCAGACGCCUGCAGACAUUGCUGCAGAUGUGGUUCACCAUGCGCUCAAAGUCGGCUAUCGCCAUGUCGACUCGGCAGUAGCCUACAAGAACGAAGCCCCUUCUGCGCAGGGAAUGAAGCAGUCUGGAAUUCCAAGGGCGGAGCUGUUCUUCACGACAAAGAUCCCACCAAAGGAAAUGUCAUACGACACGGCGAAAAAGCACAUUGAAAAUACGUUGCAGAUUACUGGGUUUGAUUACGUCGAUCUUUACCUACUACACAGCCCAUACGGUGGCAAGGAAAACCGAAUAGGCGCAUGGAAAGCGCUGGUUGAGGGUGUACAAGCUGGCAAGAUACGCUCCAUCGGCGUGUCCAACUACGGCGUGCAUCAUCUGGAUGAGCUUGAGGCCUGGAUCAAGGAGACGGAGGAAAAGGAGGGUAAAGGAAAGGGUGGUGUGAUUAGCGUCAACCAGAUCGAACUCCACCCUUGGCUUGCACGCCCUGAUAUUGUCGAGUGGUGCAAAAAGCGAGGCGUCUUGUGCGAAGCAUAUUCACCGCUCGUGCGGACUACAAAGAACGACGAUCCGCUGAUAAAGUCGCUUGCGCAAAAGUACAACAAGACACCUUCGCAGGUCUUGCUGAGAUGGAGCUUGCAGAUGGGCUUUGUGCCGCUUCCCAAGUCUGUUACCAAGUCGAGAAUCGAGGAGAAUACCCAGCUUUUUGACUUUGAGCUCACGCACGAGGACAUGAAGAGUCUAGACCUAGGAGUAUAUGAGCCUUGCGCCUGGGAUCCUACCGUCAGUCACGAUUAA